CAACUGCAAUGGCUCUACACAUUCAGUCGACUCGUAGCAGCGUCUGUGAACGGUCGCGCCACACGACGCUCCGAACGUAUUUACGAACCGUGAAAACACGCUUAUCACUAACGUGUAUAAUAACAAUUCUGAAAACUAUGUUUAAAAAUCAACGAUUUUAAACUUCAAAUACUGUUGUAGAAAAAAAUCAUAACUUGGAUUUUGUUAACUUUUUUCGUGCUGUUUUCUGGAGAUUAAAAAUUGUUUACGAUCACGCUGGACAUCGCCAAGUGUUUAAUAGUGAAUUAAACCAUGUGCUUUAACAAUACAAGAACUGUGUUAACUACGGCCGAAAUAGACUUGGUAAAUUGAUGGAUACUACACAUCCGGCAAGGGGACAGCGCAAACGAACGCCGACGGAAAAAACAUGACACUGAGCCUAUCGUGCCCUGUUUUCUUUCUUCCUUGAUAUUUGAUUUAUCUCGCAAUGGCUGUUCCUCGAUUUUCAUCAAGACAACUUCAUAUUAGCCGAAUCAUUAUUUGGUUCAUGGUUGGAUUCAACGUCGCCGAUCAGAGUUCUUUGCCGUUGAAAUAUGAAGCUCCGGAUGAUUGCCAGUGGUGGCUUCGGGGUCCGAACGACGCUCACGAAGUCUCACUGACUUGUAAACUUCGCACUAUAAACAGUGAAUUCGACACGACAAAUUUUAGUGUCAUACCAUCAGAACAUACAACCUCUCUAAGAAUAGAGUGCAACGAAGAGAUGAUGUAUAAAAGUUCAUUAGACGAUCGAAGUUUUGCACAUUUAGUAAAACUGCGUGAACUUGUUUUAGAUAACUGUAAAAUUGGAAGAUGGCCGCCUGGCGUACUUUCCGGCUUGAGAGACCUCCGUAAUUUAACGAUCCGAACGAAAAACACGGAGUGGGCCGCUAUGAGUUUAGAGAUAGCAUCAGAAAGCUUUACCGCCGUUCGGCAGUUGGAAAAGUUGGAUCUCAGCUUUAACAACAUUUGGUCGUUUCCCGAGAACUUGUUUUGUCCGUUAACGAACUUGGUCUAUUUGAAUGUCUCUUCGAAUCGUCUUCAAGAUGUAAGCGAUUUAGGAUUCAGAGAACGCGCAGUUCAUCAAGCGUUGAUAAGUGAACAAGAUGGACCGAUACCUUCCACAGCAUCGGCACACUCGACGUGUUCGCUAGACAUCGAAGUCUUGGACGCCUCCAGCAAUCAUUUUGUGCUGAUGCCAGAAAAUGGAUUUAUGUCGCUACGUAGACUAAAGGAACUCCAUAUCCACGAUAACGAAAUUUCUAUGGUAGCCGACAAAUCACUAUCCGGACUGAAACAAUUGCAGAUAAUAGAUCUCUCGAACAAUAAGAUCGUUGCUCUUCCCCAAGAUCUAUUUAAAGAUUGCCGACCAGUGAUAAAAGAAAUAUACUUACAAAAUAACUCUAUCAGUGUGCUUUCACCGAGUCUUUUCGCUAAUUUGGAACAGCUGUUAGCACUGGACUUAUCUAAUAACCAUCUAACAAGCACUUGGAUAAAUGAAAAUACUUUCACUGGUCUCAUAAGAAUGGUAUUGUUAAAUUUGUCGAAUAAUAGACUAACUAAAUUGGAACCGAAAAUUUUCAAAGACCUGUACACUUUACAGAUAUUAAAUGUUCAGCACAAUAUGCUUGAAAAUAUUGCUGCUGAUACUUUUUCACCAAUGAACAAUUUACAUACCUUGAUUUUGUCCUACAACAAAAUUACUCACAUUGACGCUUAUGCACUGAAUGGUCUUUAUGUUUUAUCUUUAUUAUCGAUUGAUAACAAUCGUCUCGAAGAACUUCACCCGAAAGCAUUUCGUAAUACAUCUUCGUUGCAAGACUUGAAUUUAAACGGGAAUCGCUUAAAGAAAGUACCCAUAGCACUAAGAAAUAUGCGAUUGUUGAGAACUCUUGAUCUUGGAGAAAAUCAGAUAACAUCACUUGAAGAACCCGGCUUUGUCGGUUUGCAUAAUGUUUAUGGGUUACGACUCAUUGGAAAUAAAAUAGAAAAUAUAAGCAAAGAUGUAUUUUCAGAUUUGCCUACGUUACAAAUCUUGAAUUUAGCACGAAACAAGCUGAAACAUGUCGACGUUAAUGCAUUCGAUACACUAACCAACCUCCAAGCAAUUAGAUUAGAUGCAAACCGCCUCACUGAUAUACAGGGCCUAUUUGUAAACAUACCCUCUUUGUUGUGGCUAAACGUAUCAGAUAACCAAAUAGAAUGGUUUGAUUAUACUGUUAUACCAUCAGGACUUCAAUGGUUGGAUCUUCACAGCAACAACAUCAAAGAAUUAGGAAAUAACUACCGCAUGGACAAAGAGUUAAGGUUACAAACAUUAGACGCGAGUUUCAAUAAAAUGACGAAAAUAUCAACUUAUUCUAUUCCCAGCAGCGUGGAGCUACUUUUCUUGAAUGAUAAUCAAAUUAUACAAGUUGAGGCUCAAACUUUUGUUGGAAAAACCAAUUUAACGAGAGUCGAUUUGUAUGCAAAUCAGAUAACUAGUAUGGAUCUCAAUGCGCUUCGUCUAACUCCAGUCGAUCCCGGCCGGCCGUUGCCCGAAUUUUAUAUCGGUGGAAACCCAUUUCAGUGUGAUUGUACUAUGGAAUGGUUACAACGAAUAAACAAACUCGAUCAUCUUAGACAACACCCGAGAGUGAUGGACUUGGAAAGUAUUUACUGCAAGUUGUUGUACAAUCGUGAACGAACUUACAUUCCGCUGAUCGAAGCAGAAUCAUCGCAGUUUUUGUGUACAUACAAAACUCACUGUUUUACGUUGUGUCAAUGUUGUGAUUUUGAUGCCUGUGAUUGUGAAAUGACGUGCCCAUCGAACUGUACGUGUUAUCACGACCAGCCGUGGUCAGCGAAUAUUGUGGAUUGUUCUGCGGCAGGGUAUUCCGAAAUACCCAAUAGUAUACCUAUGGACGCUACUGAACUAUAUUUAGAUGGUAAUAAUUUUGGUGGUUUAACAAGUCACGCUUUUAUUGGACGUAAAAAUUUAAAAAUAUUGUAUGCAAAUAAUUCUAAUAUCGACGCUCUCUAUAAUAAUACUUUUAGUGGACUAAAACGCUUAACAAUUUUGCAUUUAGAAAAGAACAAUAUAAAAGAGUUACUCGGUUUCGAACUAUCGCCCUUAGAAAAUUUACGAGAACUUCAUCUUCAAGACAAUAAAAUACAUUAUAUCGAUAAUAGGACUUUCAUGGAGUUGAGGCAUUUGGAAGUAUUGCGAUUGGAAGGCAACAAUAUUUAUGGCUUUGCAGUAUGGCAAUUUACGAUGAAUCCGUAUUUGGUGGAAAUAAGUCUCUCUCGAAAUCCUUGGUCAUGUGACUGCCAAUACAUGCAUAAAUUUCGAAAUUGGUUUAAGAACAACCUAGGUAAGGUUGAAGAUGCAAAUAAAAUUACAUGCGUAUUCGACAAUGUAACGAACGCCGUGGGCCCUCUUAUGGCCGAUUUCAAUUCAACAAUUUGCACGAGUCACGUUGGAGGGAGCUCAUCUAUAAUCGAAAACCAAGUAAUAAAUGAUUAUCUUCCGUUACUGUUGAUAGCCCUGUGUGUGUUCGUCGUGAGCUCGGCCUUAAUAUGCGGCGUGUUUUAUUGGCGUCGUGAGCUAAGAGUAUGGGUUUAUUACCAUUGUGGAUUCCGAAUGUGUUACAAAAGUACAACUUUCGACGAAGAAGCCGACAAAGAUCGCCUUUUCGACGCUUACAUAAGUUAUAGCGUCAAAGAUGAGGCUUUCGUCGCUCAAAUGCUAGCGCCUGGCCUAGAAUCCACCGAUCCCAGUUUCCGUUUAUGUCUACAUUACCGCGAUUUUAACGCUUCGGCGUACGUUGCGGAUACGAUAAUAGAGGCCGUCGAGUCGUCAAAGAGGACGAUCAUUGUCCUAUCUAAAAACUUUAUCAACAAUGAAUGGUGUCGUUUCGAAUUUAAGACGGCACUACACGAAGUACUGAAAGAGAGACGAAGAAGACUGAUAAUAAUAUUGCUAGGCGAUAUACCGAAUAGGGACAUCGAUCCGGAGUUGCGUUUAUGUUUGAAGGCGAAUACGUGCAUCGAAUGGGGUGAUAGACAGUUUUGGCAAAAGUUGAGGUUCGCGAUGCCGGACUUGCGGAAGUGUCAGUAUCACCGUUCCACAGUGAAUAUUUACGCUUCGGUGUCACCAGUGGGGGCAGGACGGGCGGCGGCGCCGCCCCCACCACCACCGCCGGGCAAGCUCCCCCCUCUGUUGGGCGACGGCCUGGCCAUACCAGCCGGGGUCCACACGCGCGACCAUCACACCCACCGCAUGCCACCUCAAGCGCAGCUCUGGGCGUAGCGUAUGCUCCAACGCAGUGCGUCUUCGGAACGCGCUGCGUACACCUGGUUGCCAGACACCAGGAUCGAGUUCUGCUCACCAUACAGCCGCCGCAAGAGCUCUAACUCAACUGUGUACGAAAGUGAUUGAUGGUACGAACGCGAACGACUCGAAGAGUCUCUACUAUAACCAGACUUUUGUGAAAGUGAAGUAGUAACGCUCAUCAUAGUGUACAGACAGUCUCGACAAACUUAGUGUAUUCAUAUUAAAAUUAGACUAUAAACAAUCGAAGCUAAAUGCCAUUGUGAAUGCGACAGCAUUAUAUAGAUAUAAUAAGAGACAUCUUAUUAUCAGAGUUAACAAUAUAAAUACGUCCUAUAUAAAUUGUUGAUAGGAAAAAAAACGCGAGUAUCAAAAUUAUUAUUAACACUUGGCUUAGUGUAAGAAUAUCAGCAUGUUAUGAUUAAUAGGAUGUAUUGGCUAUUGUAGCCUUACUGCUACAAGAAUAGAUACAUAAUAUUCGUCAGUAAGAAAGUGUAUUAGGAUGUUGCUUCACUAAACGAUACUGAAAAAAAAGUUUGUGGUACCGCCGCAUCAAUUUUGAUCAUAAAUUCGCUAAUAUUCCGAUACUUCGAAUUGAAGCGCUGAGAACCCAGAAAACUUCCUCUCGCUUUGCCGAAAAUGAAUAUUUAUGGCGGGCAACGAGUAAUGCGCCAUUUAUGGACAAACUUUGAGCAUAUUCCGUCGACUUAUCGAAUGAAACUCGAUUAAGGAUCUGGUAACAGACAGCGUUACAUGUUUUGAUAAUAUACGAGUAUUUAAUCAAAAUAGUUAAUCAAAACAGCUUCUAAAAAAAUUUAAGAUCGUAAUUAUAUGGUUAUUUUCGUUUGUGUCAUCAGACUUUGACAUAAAAACAUUUUUUUUUAUAUUUUAGGUCAUCUUAAUAGUCAUGACAGUUGUAGUUACCAAACAUCAGCCUAAACUUUAAAUAUUAUUGUAAGCGUUGACGUCCAUUAAUUUUUGUUUGAUAUAAUUUGUACCGAGUACAAAAGCGGGUUUCAUGUGAAUAGCUCGUUAAGAUGUUGAUGUGUAGAUAAGCAUUGCAUGCGUUAAAAUAAAAUUUUAUCCUAAUAAAUUACGAAUUUUAAUUACAAUUGUUAUUAAUUAAGAAUUAUUGUAAAGGUAUGUAAGACACGACACCAUUUUAGUGACUGUUAUAAAGCAUAGAUAGGAUUAAAUAAAAUAAUUUUUAGCGUAACUCCACCUACGCCAUCGGCAAAGAAAAAUGCAUCAUAUUAUACGAUAAACCACUAAAACUUAGCAUGCAUAUAGUCAAUCGGAAUGUGGAAAUACAAAUAUUAGAUAGGGGAUUAUUAACUUUGCUGUGAUUUUUUAUUUCAUUCUUUAAGUUCGCUUUUGAAUAUGUAAUUAUAUUAUAGAAUCAUCAAACUAUUAUAAGAAUUAUUUUUGUAAUGUAGUUCAACAUAAAAUAAAUAUGUAAUGAUAUUGUAUAAAGCUGUGACUCGUGUAAAUAUCAGUUUUUUUAAUCAAGGGUUUUUCUUUGUUAUAGUUUACAUAUUUAAUUUUUAAGCUUAAAUGUUGGAUGUAUUCUAUGAAUAUUUUGUAUCUUUCCCUCAUAUCGUCAGUUUAUAAACUAGCCCUAGUUCUAUCUUUAAUGCCUUUACUUCGUAUACUAAUAAUAAUAUGUAUUUCAUACCUAACUAUUUAACACUACUAUUAAUUUAAAUUGCGACAAAAUGUAAAUAUAUAUCAUAUAAUAAAAAAUACAGAACCUAAAAUUUUAUCAAUUUCUUGUUUGUAUCACUUUGUUUCAACUACAAGGUGGGCUAAAAGAAGUCAUCCGAUGUUAUUUGGCUCUCAUUUCUUUUGUAAAUGAAAAAUUUUGGCAUUUAAAUUGGCGGCCAUUUGCAAAAAUAAGAGCAUCUUCCAAUAGGGUGAUGAUUUCUUUUGGCCCACCUUGUAUCAGUGAUUUUAUUUUAUUUAAAUAUAUCGAUAAAUUUAUAUAUAACAUUUACAAGUAUCAAAAUUAAUGGUUAAACUAAAAUUUUGUCGCAAAUCUCACUAUGACUAUCUGUAUAAGCUCUAUAUAAAUAUCACAAAUAUUAAUUUACUUUUAUCUACCUACUAUAAUGGGU
Messenger RNA from Bombyx mori (domestic silkworm), 6441 nucleotides. It is a transcript of the gene Toll-6, whose product is annotated as toll-like receptor 6. The transcript has 2 exons. Gene Ontology annotation, biological process: signal transduction. The record is from RefSeq and is a predicted model, not a curated record. Gene Ontology annotation, molecular function: protein binding. Lineage: Eukaryota; Metazoa; Arthropoda; Insecta; Lepidoptera; Bombycidae. The coding region runs from base 467 to 4306 and encodes 1279 amino acids.